GGUGCCUCCCUCCGCGGUCACGGCGGGGCCGCCGCUGCCACGUCAGGGGAGUUUCCCGAGGCGAGGCGGGCUGGGCUAGGCAGGGCCCGGCCUUCCUCCUCCGCCUUCUCCUCCUCCGCCCCCUGCCCCGGCCCCCGCUGCCGGACUUCGUCGCGGAGGGAGGGAGCGAGCGAGCGAGCCAGCGGUGCCCGCUGCCAUGGAGGCCCGCUACAACCUCAAGAGCCCGGCUGUCAAACGUUUGAUGAAAGAGGCCGCAGAACUGAAGGAUCCUACAGAUCAUUAUCAUGCACAGCCUUUGGAGGAUAAUCUUUUUGAAUGGCACUUUACUGUUAGAGGCCCUCCAGAUUCAGAUUUUGAUGGAGGGAUUUAUCACGGGCGAAUAGUACUACCACCGGAAUAUCCCAUGAAACCACCCAGCAUUAUUUUGCUGACGGCCAAUGGCAGGUUUGAAGUGGGGAAGAAAAUUUGUUUAAGCAUCUCAGGGCAUCAUCCUGAAACAUGGCAGCCUUCAUGGAGUAUAAGAACAGCUUUACUAGCCAUUAUUGGAUUUAUGCCAACCAAAGGUGAAGGAGCAAUAGGAUCUCUAGAUUAUACACCAGAAGAAAGAAGAGCUCUUGCAAAGAAGUCACAAGACUUCUGUUGUGAAAUGUGUGGCACAUCUAUGAAGACAGCCCUCUUACCACUAACAUCCGGAAGCGUGUCAAGCCAGGCAGACAAGGAGGCUAAGGAACUUGCAAGACAAAUUAGCUUCAAGGCAGAAGUCAAUUCAUCCAGGAAGUCUGAUGCUGGACCCUCAAAUGUGUCAGGACUGAACUACUCUGCUGCUUCACGUGAGCCCCAGCAGGAUGGUGCAGCUAGAGCAUUCCAGGAUCCAACAAGUGCGGCGUCUGAAACUCAGAAUAGCGGUGCAGCGUCUGGUCAAGAGCAUACUCCGCCUGCGUCCACCAACAUGUCUAUGAGCCCUCGGCAGCGCCGUGCCCAGCAGCAGAGUCAGAGGCGGCCUCCAUCUUCAACUGACUUCAAUCGGGUACAGCAACCAAGAGUCAACAUGAACCACACUGGGUCGACUGUUCUGAUUGUCCUGCUGACUUUUGCAUUGGCAGCUCUUAUAUUUCGUAGAAUAUGUUUGGCUAACGAGUAUAUAUUUGAGUUAUAAGGUUGUUUCUGUCGUAACAGCGGUGACUUGAAUGCUUCAUUGAACAUUCUGUAUUGGGUAUGACAUGAGAACUGUUUACAAAGGUUACUUUUUGUAUUUACGCUUAAAUCCUUAUGAAUGUUAAUGUACCUACAGAUACAUUACUUGUAAGAAAAGCGAAGUUGGACAUUUAACUACAACAAGUGUUAAUUGAGUGCCCACUAGAUACUUGGAGAACGAGUAUGGUGGAACAGUAACGUUAAGGCAUGUGGGGAGGGGAGUCAUUUUAAGUAAUUUAUCAACUAGAAAAAGACAAUUUAAAAAUUAAGUGGUUGAUUCACUUUUUUUAUGGAACAUAAAUGCAAUUAAUCACUCCAUCGAAAUUAGUAUAACAUUUGACAAGGAAUUCUAAAGUGAAACACGAAUAUGUGUUUGUGUCCAGUGACCUCUUAAUUUAGAGGGGGUACAGUUUUGUAACCACUUUUAUUUACCAUGACACAUUUCUAGAGGGAGAGCACAUACAAAUUGGUUGUGAUGCUGCUUUGUGUGUGUGAAAGGGAGAAAGGAGUAGGGGAGGAAAGAAGGGGCCAGUAAACUACUUGCAUUAUUCUGAUUUUUAUUUUUUGGAAGAAAGAUUGGAUAAUCUUUUGCAAGAUUUGAAUAUCCUCUUCCAAUACUCUCAAUUGUAUAUCUUGUUUUUUUAAAGUUGAAGGUUAUAUAAAACAUGUCUAUUCUUGCAAUAGUUAUAAAUAUGUAAUAUAAUUAUUUACCCAGAGCUAUUGUCUUUUAAUUAUACCAGAAUAUACAUAAUGUGUUGAACUGAAUGUUUCAUGUGUGGUUUUAAUUACUAAAGAAAAUUUAAACCGUAUUAUACUUAAACUCUCAUCUAUAUGAACAUGCUUAAGAGAAAUAUUUAUUAAAACCUUGGUAGUAAUAAAGAGUUUCAAGCCAGUCUUCAGUUAUGUUUCAAGUAUCACAUGGCCUUUUGUUUGGUUGGUGGCUUUUUUUUUUAGUUUCAGUUUCUUUUCAAAACCUAAAAUCAAUAUUGGACCCAGAGGCUUUCUGCAUUAUUAGUUUACUAAAAAAAUAAACAAUUGGUAAUUUUCAUGAAUGCUGUGAAAUCACAUAUACAAGCAGUAGACCUACAAUUGUAAGGGUUUUGGGAGGUUUUGUCUGUGAACAUUUAAGUACUGCAGUGAAGUAGAAGAAAGCAAUCAGUGGGAUAAUUUUCCUCUUGUAUUAUUGUUCAGAUUUAAAUGUAUUCUAGCACGUUUAUUUCAAAGACAAUGAAAUUUAGCUAACUUUCAUUACGUUGCUGUCAAACCUGGUAGCACUGACUUAAGUGGGAUUGUCAUCCUGUUUCUCAGCAAGUAUUUAUCAGGCUGCCUGCAACUUUCUAGAAUUUUGUUAAGUAUAGAGUAUGUAUUAAUGUUUUGAAACAUUGAAGUAGGUAAAAUAACAUCUAAAAUUAGGAAAGCCCAUUUUGUGUCUAAGGCGAAUGUGGAAAUUUAAAAAACAAAUCAAAACCAAAACCCACAAAACCUGAGUUCUUUUUUAGCGCUUCUUCUGGGUUGUUGAUAAUCUUGUUUGCAGGUACAAUGGAACAAAAAUCAAAAAAUAGUUUUGUUAAGUUCAGACAAAAGCGUGUAGUUUGUUCAGCCAGUUCAGCAGUUGCUUCCACAUUCUGCUGCAGAACAAUUUGAUGUCAGUAUUUUAAUUGAUGUGGUUUUACCUAAUUUGUAUGUUUAUUUCAUUAGAAAUUUAAAAAAGCCAACAGCAACCAGAAAAACCGUCACCAAAAUCCCCCCAAAACCCUCUCCAGAUCCUGUAGCCUCUAAAAUAAAAGUACGAGUGUUUCCUAGUUGGUAUGUUGCUUGAAUACCUGCUCUGUUCAAAUAUUGCAAACCUGGGCUCACAGAAGAGGGUUCUGGAAGGGCUCUGACCCAAAAGAAAACUUUGCUGGAUUUUGACUGCUCUGCUGUGAAUGUGCUUUUCUUUCCCUGGAGACUCACUGGUCUGUGCCAAGCAAACUUUUGCUCUCCUACCUGUACCACGUGCUGGCUAUUAAAGCAGCCAAGUCUUCUGCAGAGAGGCAGCCUACAUCGCCCUUUGGGCUAGCAGAAAAUAAGAUUUGAACGGUUCUGAAAAUGGCCUCCUCUUUGUGAUUAAAGAAAUAGCUGCUUUGUAGCUUUUCAUUUUUAUUUUCAGACUUCUAUUAAUAAAAAAAAGUUAAAAUGCCUGAUUGUGCAAAUACCUAUUUGAAAAAUUAAAUAUUAAUGGUGACUUGA
This is a messenger RNA of Chroicocephalus ridibundus (black-headed gull), 3423 nucleotides long. RefSeq names its product ubiquitin conjugating enzyme E2 J1 (gene UBE2J1). The record is from RefSeq and is a predicted model, not a curated record. Lineage: Eukaryota; Metazoa; Chordata; Aves; Charadriiformes; Laridae. The transcript has 8 exons. Bases 197 to 1156 code for a protein of 319 amino acids.